GAAACUGAGCUGGCAACGUCAGCACCUAAUUAAUAUUCAUGAGGUAAGCCCCAAGUCGGUUUGUGCUCAGGUGAACGCUGGAUUCUCGCCACCAAGCUACAAAAAUGCCUUGACAGGACAUUAAAUAAGGGAGAAAUUGCCUAUUUUGACUGGUAGAGAAGCCCAAAACACUGUCCAUUAAACAAAACAAUCACUGGAAAUGGAAGAAAAUCGACUUAAUCAUCGAAGCUCGUCUGUUCCAAAGUAGCCAACUCACCUGAAAGUACCGAGGCUAAAUUACAGAAACAUCAAAGCACCCCAGCGAAAAUGGCAGAUGACCGUGUAGCCAUCUUAACUGAUGAUGAAGAGGAGCUGAAAAGGAGACACCUUGAGCGCUUUGACCGUCUAUCGCUUGAGAUUAAAUCAGAUCAACCAUCCCAGCCAUCUGAAAACAAUGUACCAAGCGAUACGGCACCAACUCCAUCCCCUCAAAACGACAUGGGCUGCUGCGAGCGAUUGUUCCUACGGGUCAACCGCUACCUCCUUGUGUCAAAAGUCUUUUAUUUAUUCUUCUAUGCUGCAUAUGGUUCCCUUCAUCCACUUCUUGCUCUGUACUACAAGCAGCUAGGGAUGAGUCCCACCCAAAGUGGUCUCUUAGUGGGAAUCCGAUAUUUCAUUGAGUUCUGUAGUGCCCCUUUUUGGGGCAUUGUUGCAGAUCGCUUCAGGAAGGGUAAAGCAGUCUUAUUGUUCUCAGUGUUAUGUUGGCUCUUUUUCAAUUCUGGGAUUGCUUUUGUGCAACCAGCGGACAUGAAGUGUCAAGAGAACCUCCCAACGACCACAGCUAUGGUUGCGACUGUCCAUCCUACCACAUCUAACGAGACAUUCUACCUCAAUACCACUUCUAUCCUGGCAACAAAAAAGAUGAGACAGCGCAGGGAUCUGAUUGGACACUACCCUUGGCGAACCAUCCUCUUGUCUGUUCAGUCUUCAGGCUACAGCGCUGAACACCGGUUCAAACGGGACUCUAACAUGAGUUUCACUGUGGCAUCUGAUGAACCAGCGAGCACGACAGAAUCUGUCCAAACCACGACCACACAGCCCAAGCCAAGUACAUCCAUCUCGACGUCAACCCCCAACAGUACAAACACAACGUCCAGCAGCACUACUCAAAGUACCACACUGAAACCAAAACUACCACCUCCUGAAUAUAACAUGGAUCAGGUUCACGCCAUUUUCCUGCUGAUUCUGCUCGUCAUCAUCACUGGCGAGUUUUUCAGUGCUCCAGCUAUUACAAUCGUAGAUACGGUGACUCUGCAGUACCUGGGCCUGCACCGUGACCGCUACGGUCUCCAGCGAAUGUGGGGAUCUCUAGGCUGGGGUGUCGCCAUGCUCUGCGUCGGCAUCUGGAUCGACCACACUAGCACCAACCUUGUCAUUGGCGAAUGCGUCAUGGAAAAUUACAAGAACUACCAUAUUGCCUUCAUCGUGUUCGGAGUAUUAAUGGGAGUCGCUCUGAUCGUUGCCACUCAGUUUAAGUUCAAUGUUCAGCACCAAAACAACAGUGAAGAAAACGAGGUUGGCAACCAGCAGCAAAACACCCAACCUAGAGCUUCCCCUGGAAGGGAUAUCUCUGAGACCCAAACAGUUGUCCAAGCCGAGGAGUUCCACUACUGGGACUUGAUGCGACUGCUGUGCGGCGUACAGUACGGCACUGUGUUAUUCGUGGCCUGGUUCAUGGGCUUCGGCUAUGGGUUUGUUUUUACUUUCCUUUACUGGCAUUUACAGGACCUGACAGGAACCACAACACUGUUUGGGGUUUGCUCUGUCCUAAGUCACGUGUCGGAGCUUGCUGCCUAUUUCACCAGCCAUAAAUUCAUUGAACUGGUGGGACACAUCAGAGUUUUGUACAUCGGCCUGGCCUGCAACACGGCACGCUACCUCUACAUCUCCUAUCUGGAGAAUGCCUGGACUGUGCUGCCCAUGGAAGUGCUACAAGGAAUAACACACGCAUCAGUUUGGGCGGCGUGUAUCUCAUAUUUGAGCGCAGCCGUACCUUCGCCGCUUCGAACGUCAGCUCAGGGCAUCCUGCAGGGUCUCCACCUCGGCCUGGGCAGGGGCUGCGGGGCGAUGGUCGGCGGGAUAUUUGUCAACUACUUUGGUGCUGCCGAAACGUUCAGAGGAAUAGGAAUGACCUCACUUGUAAUUUUGCUGCUCUUUUCAUUAAUUAUGUGCAUCACUGGCCAGAAUGAGAAAAAAGAGGACAAGAUGCUGGCAGAGAACAUUCCUAUCCCAUUCAGUCCUGUUCCCAUUGCGACCAUUGACCUGGUUCAGAACACAACAGACGUGGCGGCACCGGCUCGACCCGAGCCCAAACUUCCAGCUCGGAAAACAAGGCACCAGGAAGAGCAGGAGGAUCUGAACAAGCCUGCUUGGGUUCCCUCCGGGUCGCCGUGGGUUACAGUCGUUCUCCUGUUUUACCAAAUCAGAGAGAUGGUCGUCAUGGCAAAGACACACCCUCCUGUUGAGGUCCUGCCCCUUCAGGUAGUGAAGAGGAUCAUGGGGAAAAUAAAAGGACACACCUGAGGUUCCCUCAGACUCCAGAGAAGACAACCAAUCACCUCCAGUGUUUAGUGAUGCCUUGCAUCAGGAAAGCUUUCCCAGCAGCCUCCAGUCCCAGAAGGACCCCGGGCCCCCAGAGGCCAUUGCACAGCUUGAAUUCCCACCACAUUCUGUAUUACAACCAAACAGCUGAUGGCACAAACUGACUCAGUAACCCCUGUGGAAAGUAAACAUCAGUAACCUUUAAUGACUCACUUCAUUUUGUUUUCUUUGUGAAGAGUUUUUCAUGAACUACUUGGGGAAAUACAAGAAAGAUGAAUGUACUUUGCUGUAUAAGUGGCCUUUGUAUGAUUUUUAACUUAUUUACAGGUGUUUUGCACAAGCUUUAAAUAAAGCCUGGCAGGUUUUAAUUAAACUGUAA
Messenger RNA from Megalobrama amblycephala (Wuchang bream), 2959 nucleotides. RefSeq names its product major facilitator superfamily domain containing 6a (gene mfsd6a). Gene Ontology annotation, biological process: antigen processing and presentation of exogenous peptide antigen via MHC class I. The transcript has 9 exons. Lineage: Eukaryota; Metazoa; Chordata; Actinopteri; Cypriniformes; Xenocyprididae. Bases 307 to 2562 code for a protein of 751 amino acids. Gene Ontology annotation, cellular component: plasma membrane. The record is from RefSeq and is a predicted model, not a curated record.